Messenger RNA from Mesocricetus auratus (golden hamster), 2348 nucleotides. RefSeq names its product COMM domain containing 7 (gene Commd7). The record is from RefSeq and is a predicted model, not a curated record. Gene Ontology annotation, molecular function: NF-kappaB binding. Bases 87 to 686 code for a protein of 199 amino acids. The transcript is spliced from 9 exons. Lineage: Eukaryota; Metazoa; Chordata; Mammalia; Rodentia; Cricetidae. Gene Ontology annotation, biological process: negative regulation of DNA-templated transcription; tumor necrosis factor-mediated signaling pathway.
UGUGGCGAAAGUGCGGCUGCGGAAGCGCAGCGAGGCCGGGAAGGAGGAAGCGAGUGCCGCUGCGGGGCGGCCAGGCUCCUGGCGCCAUGGGUCGCCUGCACUGCACCCAGGACCCCGUGCCAGAGGCCGUGCGCGGCGACAUGCAGCAACUGAACCAGCUGGGCGCGCAGUUCUCAGCCCUGACAGAAGUGCUUUUCCGUUUCCUAACUGAGCCGAAGGAGGUGGAGCGCUUUCUGGCCCAGCUCUCCGAAUUUGCCACCACCAAUCAGAUCAGUCUUGGCCCCCUCAAAAGCAUCAUGAAAAGCCUCCUUCUGGUUCCGAAUGGUGCACUGAAGAAGGGCCUCACUGCCGAGCAGGUGCAGGCUGAUCUCCUGACUCUAGGUCUUACUGAGGAGAAAGCCACUUACUUUUCUGAAAAGUGGAAGCAGAAUGCCUCAACCCUUGCACACUGGGCCAUAGGUCAGACCCUGAUGAUUAACCAGCUGAUUGAUAUGGAGUGGCGAUUUGGAGUGACAUCUGGAAGCAGUGAAUUAGAGAAAGUGGGAAGCAUAUUUUUACAGUUAAAGUUGGUGGUUAAGAAAGGAAAACAAACUGAAAAUGUGUAUAUAGAAUUAACCUUGCCUCAGUUCUACAGCUUCCUGCAUGAGAUGGAGCGAGUCAGAGCAAGCAUGGAGUGCCUCAGCUGAUCCUGUUUCCUGUUCCCUUGCUCCUUCCUGCCUCUUCCCUAAUGACUGCUCCAGGGACCCCACCACCUCGGGAGCCCAGGUGCAGAGUUUCUGGGAAAACAAAACAAAACAAAACAGGGCCCAGUACUUGAGUCCUGCAUGAUUCCUCUGUAAGCUCCUCAUGGGAGCCUUGCCUACAGUCUCCUGGGAGCAGCUAUUACAUCUAGGGUUGUUUUCUUUCUUUGGUGGGGGGCAUUGUUACCUCCCAUUAAACAGAGUAAACAAAUGGUUCCUUCAACCAGAUGGUUGAGUGCUUGUUUGUGGCUGAAGAAGAGGCAGGUGGUAUGGAUGGCUUGUCUAGAGAGGUCCUAUCUGUUUCACACUUUAUUUGGGAGUGGCAGGCAUGACCAGCCAGUGUUUGCUGAGUCAUCUGUAUGAAAGUCUGUGCUUAGUCUUCUCUGGAAAGAACUGGGGGAAGACCCUGUCACAACUUCUGGGAUUAUCCUUUUGUGUUUUGUGUUAUAAGGAGGUAGACCUUUUGAGGCUGUCUUAGAUUUUUUUGGUUCCAGAUGCCCAAACACCUUUUGGUUAAAUGGUCAAUUAAAAGAAAAACAGUUUCCUCCAAAGCCACAGAGAAACCCUGUCUCGAAAAACCAAGAAAAAAAAAAAAGAAAAACAGUUUCUAAAGAAAAGAUCUGAAUCUCCUAAAUGUCUUUCUCCACAGGUUUAGGAGUCAUCCAAGAUAAUAUAGUGGCAUAUACCUGUAACCCUGACACUACAGAAGCAGGGACAGGAAGAUCGCCAAAAGUUAGAGCUCAGCCAGGGCAACAAAGUGAGAACCUGUCUCAGGCUGAGCCAGCCAUGGGGGUAGAUUGAUGGAUUGAUGGCCCUGUGGUUAAGAGUGCUUCCUGCUCUUUGAGAAGACCCAAGUUGUUCUGUUCUCAGCCCCCAUGGCUGGAGGCUUGUAACUCCAGCACCUCACACCUUCUGACCUCCAAGGGCAGACACAUGUGCACACAAACACUCUCCAUACACAGAAAUAAAUCUUUUUUAAAAGGGGGAGUGGGUAUAGUAUAGCUCAGUUGGUAAAGUAUUUGCCUAAUAAAACCUGGCAAGGUGGUCAGCCUGGGCUAUAUGAUCCCUUGUCUCCAAAAAAAAAAAAAAAAAAAAAAAAAGAAAAGAAAAGAAAGAACCAGGGCCAGUGAGAUGGCUAAACAGAUAAUGCACCUACCCAGUGCCUAAUCUGAGUUCAGUCCCUGGGACCCACAUGGUAGAAUGAGAACAUGGAUUCCCACAGUUGGUGUCUAACCCAUACACACCCUUACACACUCAAGUACACAUAGUAAGUUAUUUGUUGCUUUGUUUUUUCGAUACAGGGUUUCUCUGGGUAGCCCUGGCUGUCCUGGAACUUGCUCUAUAGAUGUUUUUUUUUAGAUAGAUAGAUAGAUAGAUAGAUAGAUAGAUAGAUAGAUAAUAAAGCAAGAGCUAGAGAAAUGCUUUAGUAGUUAAGAGCAUUGGCUGUUUAAGCAGAGGACCUGGGUUUGGUUCCCAGCACCCACAUUGUGACUUAUAACCCUCUGUAACUCCAGCUCCAGGGAAUUUAAUGCCUCUGGGUUCCAUGGGUACAUGUAUUAGCAUGUACCACACAUAAUUAAAGAUAAUAAAAAUAAGUUUUUAACCUGA